UUGAAAAAAACUCUCUUAUAAAAAUAGUUCAUUAAUCAGCUGAAUUCAAAACGUGAAGAAAGUUAUAAAGAAAUUAAAAGAAGAAAAGCAAGAUGGCAAUGGUUGGAGGUGUUUCAGAGAAUAAGGGUUCAGAGAACAGCUUGGUGAUCAAUGAUCUUGCCAAAUUUGCUGUUGAUGAGCAGAACAAGAAACAGAACUCAAUACUGGAGUUCCGGAAGGUUGUAAAUGUGAAAGAGCAAGUAGUAGCUGGUACGUUGUAUUACAUUACUUUGGAGGCAAAUGAUGCAGGAAACAACAAUGAAGUUCAGUAUUAUGAAGCUAAAAUUUGGGUUAAACCAUGGUUGAACUUUAAGGAGUUGCAAGAUUUCAAGUUUCUUGGGGGUACUCUGCCAAUAGAUGGUACUGCCUUGUGAUUUCGUUCUUGGUUAUGUUUCUUUUCGUUGUAAUCAGCUGUUAAAGGAUGAAGCUGUUCAUGACUUGAUUCAGGACAGCUUAACAGCCUGAACUUCUGAAGACCUGAACAUCUGAUUAUCAAAUUGUGUUUGUUUUUUUACAUGUUAUCGUUGGAUAUGACAGAUUAUGUUAUUGUAUAUGUAUAUGCUACUGAAACUAUAGCUAGUGAAUUCUACUUUAAUGUUUAUAGAAUUGAACACACACACAACGAUUUGAAUGCAA
Messenger RNA from Chenopodium quinoa (quinoa), 675 nucleotides. Its product is annotated as cysteine proteinase inhibitor A-like. Bases 93 to 413 code for a protein of 106 amino acids. NCBI's taxonomy places the organism in Eukaryota, Viridiplantae, Streptophyta, Magnoliopsida, Caryophyllales, Amaranthaceae. Gene Ontology annotation, molecular function: cysteine-type endopeptidase inhibitor activity. The record is from RefSeq and is a predicted model, not a curated record. The transcript has 3 exons.